UCAUGUGCUAUAGAGGAACGUUGUUUUUUCUGAUCUCGUUAUUGCUAUCUUCUGAUUCAAAAGGUGUUCGUUCGAUUUGCUCAAGUCAGAUAUAUUGUAACGAGGCGAUUAUUCAAGCUGUUGACAAAGCUAAAAUAUUUAAAGAUUCCAAGACGUUUGUGGACAUGCCACUCAAAUACAGUGCUGAUGAAACUUUGACUGCUUUUGAGAAAAUAAACAAGGAGAAUGCAUCAGAAGUCGUUCACUUUGUUCAGCAAUAUUUUGAUAAUGCUGGUUUAGAUAUUAACUUAUGGAUUCCACAUGAUUGGAGUGAAAAUCCAGAGUUUCUGCUUCAUGUUGUUGAUGAUGAAUAUCACCAAUGGGCCAAGUGGCUCAACAAACUGUGGCUUAGCUUUGGAAGGCAGGUGGAUGAGAGUGUUGCUGUUUAUCCUGAUAGACAUUCUUUGCUAUUUGUACCAAAACCAUUCAUUGUACCGGGAGGGCGAUUUAGAGAGUUCUACUAUUGGGACACAUUUUGGAUAAUACAAGGUCUACUAGUGUGCAAUAUGACAGAAACAGUGGAAAACAUCUUGAUAAACUUUAGUUAUCUUGUUGACCGGUAUGGCAUGGUUCCUAAUGGAGGUCGUGUCUAUUACACACAUCGAAGUCAGCCACCUCUUCUCACUCUUAUGGUGUGGGAAUAUUAUCAGAAAACACACAACCUGUCUAUUAUUUUUGAACAUUUGCAAAGUUUGAAGAAAGAGCAUCAUUUUUGGAUCACAAAUAGAACUGUUAAUGUGACUGAUAGAAUGUCUAAUCGUACCUAUCAGUUUGUACACUUCCAUGCUGAUAGCAACACUCCUAGACCUGAGUCGUAUCGAGAAGAUGUGGAGACAGCAAGUGGACUUGAGUCAGAUGAAGCAGCAGCAUUGUAUGAGCAGAUAGCAUCAGCAGCAGAGAGUGGCUGGGACUUCUCAUCUCGUUGGAUGUCACACAGUGGUUACCUUGCAAACACUAUGCAAUCACUGAAAACGAGUCACAUAAUUCCUGUGGAUCUUAAUGUUAUUUUGUGUCAAGUUGAAAUCAUCUUGUCUCAAAUGUCAUCUCUAGUAGAAGAUAGCGACGUUGCACAGUACUACACAUCUCUUGCUAUGAAACGUGCAGUGGCUAUUCAAUCUACUCUGUGGAAUGAAACAGCAGGAAUUUGGCAAGACUAUGAUACAGAAGAAGGGAAACAGAUCAACUUGUUUUUUGCAUCUGCAUUAGUUCCUUUAGCUACAAACUGCUAUAAUCCUCAGUUGACAGAGAACUUGACAAGAGUUCAAAAAGUUAUUGCAACAGUCAAGUCUAAAGGUUUAUUCUCGUAUGCUGCUGCUCUUCCAACAUCUUUAGUCAGCAGUGGACAACAGUGGGAUUUUCCUAAUGGGUGGCCUCCUCUCCAAUGGUUUGCUAUUAUUGGCAUGUUGAAUGCUAAUGAUUUAAGUACAAGAAAGGUGGCUCACGAUCUGACAUCAAAAUGGAUUCACACUAAUUGGAAGACUUGGAAGAAGACAGGACAUAUGUAUGAAAAGUAUGAUGCUAGAAUAGAUGGUGUGCCAGGUGGAGGAGGAGAAUACAAUGUACAGACUGGGUUUGGGUGGACGAAUGGUGUUGCAUUGUUUCUCCUUGAUCGAUUUGGCAAUAGCAUUAAUCAUGUCAGUGACAGUGAAGAUUUACCUGGGAAUGGAGUAGUAAUCGGAGUGGUUGUAUCUCUUCUUGUAAUCAUUGCUGUAUUUAUUGUCUCUUACUUUGGGUACAAAGUUUAUCAUAAAGGAAAGCUUCAAUAUCACCACCGGAUAAUGAUGACUGAAGAUACAGAUGCUCUAUUUGAUGAUUGAAGAAUAGAUGGCUUUUGUUAUUGUUAUUGUACUAAUUGAUUUGUUAUUGGUAGGUUUAGACUGCGUACUUUCGAAUAAUUUCUAUAGCUAUAAACAGCUAGCUAGCUAUAGCUAGAUAGCAGUUGAAAUCUAUACUGCGCGCGCAUCAUGCACAAAUUACAUGAGCUUGC
Messenger RNA from Corticium candelabrum, 2026 nucleotides. Its product is annotated as trehalase-like. NCBI's taxonomy places the organism in Eukaryota, Metazoa, Porifera, Homoscleromorpha, Homosclerophorida, Plakinidae. Bases 3 to 1856 code for a protein of 617 amino acids. The record is from RefSeq and is a predicted model, not a curated record. The transcript has 10 exons. Gene Ontology annotation, biological process: trehalose catabolic process. Gene Ontology annotation, molecular function: alpha,alpha-trehalase activity.